AUGACCUCGCGCCCUACAUGCAACCCUCUGCCUGCGUGUCCUAACCCAAUCAAAUGGGGCGUAGAAGGACGAAUUGCAGAGCUUCAAGCAAUCGUUGAUACCCCACAAAUAAAGGAAGGCCAGAAAAUCAAUCUACAGGCUGCCAUCAACCUGUACCAUGAAAAGAAGCCCCCCCCGCCCCCUCCCUCAUUAUUCAAAAAGGGAAAGGUUAUCUCCCUUCAAGAUCUUAAUACUACAUACCCUUUUUGGAUAGAGGUAAUGCUGCCUCCCUUCUUAUAG
Messenger RNA from Trichophyton verrucosum HKI 0517, 279 nucleotides. RefSeq lists its product as uncharacterized. Lineage: Eukaryota; Fungi; Ascomycota; Eurotiomycetes; Onygenales; Arthrodermataceae. The transcript has a single exon. The coding region runs from base 1 to 279 and encodes 92 amino acids. The record is from RefSeq and is a predicted model, not a curated record.